GUUUGGGUGACGUUUUAAUGAAGCGACGGGCUAGCGCCACGUCACCUUUAAGAGACGUGUGUUUGUUUUGUUGGAGCUACUUAAGCUGAAAUUGCUGAUGUGUCUUUGAUUUCGGUGAAUUUAGCUGAUACACGUAACUAGGAAAAUGUUGGCGACUGAGGAGUUUACGCGAUUCCCCCUCUUGAUGUGGGAGAAGGUGCUGUCGAAGGUAAAGAAAUCGGUUGUUUUCAUGGAUGACAAAUGUGCAGAGGCUCUCCACUGGAGUGGAGGAGCUGCCACGUUAUUGGAAGCUGGAGCCAGGAAUUUAAAGCAGUUUUCGAGUUUCGAAGCGUGCGGUGUCAAUGAGCCUAAAGCCGUGUUUGUGGUCAGCACACUGUUGAAAGGGAGGACAGUUGACAUUAUUAAAGACAUCAUAUCCCUCAGUCACUUUCAGUACUGCGUUGUCUUUACCACCGUUGCUCACUCCGUGCACCUGCUCGUCAACAAAGUUACGACAGAAAUGGAAGGAAGCCCUGUGUUUGAGCAGUUUGAAGAGAAAUUAUGCGAGUGGAUGGGAAAUAUGAACUACACGGCAGAGGUCAUGCAUGUUCCAGUUGUCUUCGCCCCUGUGUCACAGCAGUUGAUAGUUGCACCCCCGUUUGCGCACCUGUUCCCUCUUCUCUCGCCAGACCUGGAGGCCAUCAAUGAAAAACGACCAGAGAAGAGAAGAUUUGCAAGCCUGAAUGAUAUAGACAUGCACUGUCUCCCUGCUGAACUGCAAAUUGAAGUCAAAUCCUUAGCUUCAGCGUUAAAUUCAAUGUUUGAGGCUACAGGUACGAGAGAGGAGAGUUUUGCUCUGGGUCCAAUGAGCCGCAUCAUAGCAGGGGAACUCGCCAAUCUUCCUCAAGCAAAAAACCGAAGGAAGACAGCCCCUAAUAAAGCAUCAAUCAUCUUUGUAGACCGAACGAUGGAUCUUACAGGGGCUGUUGGUCAUCAUGGUGACAACCUAGUAGAGAAAGUUUUGACUAUGCUAAAACUCUUACCGGGUCAUGUGACAGACGUGCAGGUGGACAUGCUGGAGCUCACAAGUCUGCAUAAAACCCCUCACUCCAAGAGUAUCCUGGCCCCUGGCUGUCUUGCACAGAUUCAGUCAUCUGCAAGGUCUCUGUGGGACGCCAUGCUGACCAGUAAACACAAAGAGGGGGUGAUAGAGGUCCGCCGGCAACUAGUGGAAGCAGCCAGUAAAGAGAAUCUGCCAAUCAAGAUGAGCAUGGGCCGUGUGACCCCCGAACAGCUGUGCUCCUACAUCCAGCUGUUCCGGAGCAGUCGAGGGGCGCUAGAGAGUCACUGUGGGGUGCUUCAGCUGGGCCUGGCCACGGCUCAGACUCUCCGACACCCAAGCCUGCCUCGCUGGGAUUCCUGUCUGGCCUUCGAGAGGCUGCUGCUGCAGGCUCUCGGAGACGCUGACUUCCCUGCUGUGCUGAGGCAGCUGCUGCCUUUGAUGAAGCCCCGUGGAGUCGAGGACACCUCGGCCUCAGGGUCGAGGCUCAGGGAGGACGAGUUAGGUCCCGAUGAGCUGAUCCUCCUGCUGGUCUAUCUCUACUCCCUGGCUGAUGAGACCCAGCCUGCAGAUCAUGAUACAGAGGAGGAGGAGGAGCUGGAGAAGCUGGAGAGGGACCUGAUAGGAGCGCUCACCCUAGUCAUCAGUCGAGAAACAGAACUCAGCCCAUUGCUUCAGAAACUGACUGGUGAGAGAAAGUUAUUGCCAUUGCGGUUGUUCAGUUUUGCAGACGCGCUGUAGGAAAAUGAGAGCAAAUGGUUUGUUUAUUGCUGCCCCAGUUCUUGGAAUAGGGGUCAUUUUAUCAUUGUCUUGACACUUCAUCCUUUUCUCGUGUCACACACUAUAGUGCACACACACCUACACGCAUUUUCUAGUCAGUUGGCCAAGUGGCUGUGGGAACUUUGUAUAUUUGGAUAGGUGUGAGAGAGAAAUUACUUCUACCUUUAACCUCUACAGCUUCCCUUUCCACAAUAUUAAGAUUUACCUGUAAUGUGUGCAUCUAUGGGAGUCCGUGAGAGUAUAUUGAUUUUCUCUGUACUUUACCAGACAUUUCACUGGUUUAGCUGAGCAUGUAACCAUGUGGCAGAGAAGAUCAAGGCCAGCUCAUAAGAUGAAUUAACAGUCUUCCUCCACACCACAGCCGACUGUACCUCCCAGAGUAAUGGCGUCUUUAACCUUGAGCCUCUCCUCCCCUACCACAUAGUUCAUAAUUAGCGCUGCUUUUAGUUUUGGCUGUACCUUAGCACACGCCCUGAAAUAUUACACUGGGAUUGGGGUUUUCAUCUUAUAUGGCACAUGGGGUCAUAUGGUGUACAUAUAGGGUUGGUAAAUCUAUGUAAAGCAGUAAUAAAGAUUAGUGACACAUCUUUUGUAUUUUUACUCUUUCUCUCUCUCUUUCCCUUCUUAUACUCGGUCUCUCUCUUCUUCCUGUUCUACUUGGCCAAUGCAGUUUAGAGGCGAGGGGCCUCUUGGCAGGCACAGGCUGUGAGAUGUGGCUCAUGUUAAAAACCUGACUCUCUGUUAUAAACACUUCAUUGCAAAUUAGCCUGUCAUGGUGUGCCAGGUGUGCUUUAGACAGAAAAAAACAAUGUGUGUAUGUACUCACAUUGCGCACGUCUCGCCCAUUCAGUGUAAUUUGGCAGUGUGUACACUCUUUUAAAUUUGAGUCUGUGUGUGUGUGUGUGUGUGUGUGUGUGCAUGCACGAAUGUCUGCGAGAAAGGCUUUAUGGCAGUCGAUGAAGUGCUUGGCUGGGGUAACAUGAGUCGGGAGGUCGUCUCUUUCAGCAUCCAGAGCAAAACAUUGAUUGUGACAUUCUCCCCAAUUAAAGGACUCAAAUGAAAACCAGACAUUCAAAGAAACCUGGUCGCCAUGAGAACAAUGUUUUUACAAAUUCUUUUAUUUUGUUCCCCUUGGCUACAGUACACAGCCAGAGCUUAGCUAACACGAUGCAGAUACACAGAAACACACAGCGCAUGCACAAACAUAGUGCAGAAACACAAGAAUAAUAUACACAAGCCAGAAUGCCAGUGAAAGGGAGUAAGAAAUAAGGACAAAUAAGUUUGUGAUAGUAAGCAGCAACACACCCUAACCCUUCUAACUACCUCCUUCUGGGAACUUAAUUAAAGAGCAUCUUCAGGAAAUGGUGUUCCUCGUGUGGAAUUGUUUUCUGUUCGAUGUUUGCUGCCAGCCCCCGUGGACUUUAGUUUUCAUGAAACUCUUGUUAACUUUUAAAUAUAUUCAGACAGCAUGUGUGUGGCAAGGGUUAGUAAAGCCCCGUUUGAGUAAUGUUUCUGUUAGGAUAAGGUGGGUGUUUGGUGUGUGUGGGGUUUUUUUUUUAUUAAUGCUAAUGGGGGUGGUGAAAACUUUCCCCCCAUGAGUUGAGUGAAUUUCAACUCACAAAUUUGCAUCAGGGACAAAUAUCAAGCCUUGUAGACAGUGUUAACAUUUGAAGAAAUUGAGGGCUCGAGAGUCCACGGUGGAGUAAACAAGCUUCCAGACUUUAUUCUUGUCUUUUUUGGGGGGGCGGGGCAGCGAGAGACUGUUCUACAGUAGCAUAUAUAUGUGUACCUUGAGAAAACUCGGCGUCUUUCAAACAAAAGGGAAUUCUAAGCUUGCAGUUAAAUCUUCUCAUAUUAGUCAGCAUACAUUAUCAUUUGCCACACUCAUUUAUUUAGUCCUUGGAUAAAUACUGAAUGAUUUUAUAGAUAAACAGUCAAUGAUAGAUUUGGCAUGUUUAUAUGUUACAUCUGAUUCUGCAAGGUGAGGUUUCAUUCUCGACAUGAAAAAGCAUAAAUAUACUUUUUUUCCCAUUUCUGGAUAUGAAAUACGUUUUUUUUGGUUUUGUUACGUUUUUUUUCCACUGAUUUUUUUUAAACUAGAACACGCUAGCUGUGAAAAGGCUGUUUCAUCGGUUUUAUUUAGCUUCAUAUGUUUGAGAAUAAUGCACUCCAAAAAAGGUGGUUUAUCUUAUUGUUGUCAUCUAAGCAGAUAAAGCUAGCCGGCCAUAGGCAAGUAACCAGGACCAUAAUGCUAAAAACGACAGUACUUGUUCUUUAUGCGUACCAAAAUUCUUCGUGAACUGACAGUGCUAGUGCUAGGCAGUACUGCUACGUUAGCUCCCACCCCCACACUCAUUGAUUAGAAAGGCAGUAAGAGUUAGAUGAGCAUUUCAACUUGUGAGAUCAGCUGUUUUCCAUUGGCUAAAACAUUUAAUAAUGUCAUGUAAAUGCUUAAGCUAAAUUCUACCAUAGUAGUAAUGUUUGAAUGCUAUUCAGGAACCACCCUAACAUUUCAGUCCUGUCAACGAAAUAUAAUCUUUCUUUUUUUUUUCUUUUUUUUUAAUGUUAGUGACACAGUAAGGUGAGGUCAUGAGUUAAACUGAACUUUAAGGCCAGAAAUCAAAUGAACUAGCAAUGGGAGUCAAGGCUACAGUUUACUGACAUACUGUAUGAGCAGUUUGUCAACACAUUUUAGGGGUUCUUGCAUAACUGGAGUCAGGAAUGUCCUUUAGCAGCCAGCUCUGAGUUAGAAUUGAUGCAUGAUGAGCAAAUUACUUUAUUUGAGGACAUCGUUUAGUGGGUGCCAUAUAAAACGAACAGAAUAUCUUCAGUAAGUCUUAAAAGUACUGACCAUAAACUCAUUGUGGGAAGUGCUUAAUGUGGUUAUAGAGCAAAGAAGCCUUAUGUAUAAUCAGUUUUCUUGAUUGAGGAAUUGUCCAUUAGAAAGAAUUCAGGUUACCUUAUUGGCUUCAUUUCUCAGACCCAAAAUUUAUUUAUGCUCACAUUUAUAUUUUAAUAAUGAGCACUGCAGCUGCAACAGUUGACCAAGAAGCCCAUUAAGGUGUCACGGAUUCACAAAGCUCUAUGAACCAAAAAUUAAAGAAAUUAAAAACAUUAUUAUUUUUUUAAUUGUUUUAAUUGUGGUUACCCCAUCAAAAAUCCCAGAAAAUGAUUACCAACAAUGUGUAAUAAUUUUUCAUUUUUCCAUUUAGUCUGUGACACUGAAACCCCAGUUCAUAUGUCCCAACCCUUUUAAAAAAAUUGGUUAUGAAAAUAAUUUCAUUUUGCCAGUGUUGUCUUUAGUAAAAUUACUCAAACUGGAUUAAAUACUAUAAUUUUGAGGGGCUAUUUUAAGCAAAAGAUUUGGCACACUACUAAAUAUUUAUGGCAGCUGGACCAUGAAUAUGGGGCUGGCUCAAAAUAAACUGCAGUGUUAAUGUUUGUGGUAGUGAGAGAACAUGUUGGCCAGUGCAAGGGGAUGAUUUAAAGCCCUUGAAGACCUUUUAAUAGAUAUAAAUUAAUAAUGGCUAGAAUAUCACCAGUAAUUUCUUGUAGCAGCGCUUCUUUAAGUUGUAAAUUUGGAUUUGUGCAAAGAGCAAUGAUUUGUUUUCAUUGUUAGCAUGUGUCUAUAUACUAUAGACAUAUUGCAGUGUGUGUGCAGCAUGUAUUGUUGUAUUAGGGUAUGGAUUUGAUUAAAGAGCUGAACAGUAUUCAUCCAAGAAAAUUGUUCCACUUAUUCCAGACUGGGAAAUGAGCUCUUAAACCAAAUGCUCCGCAGCCAACACCACAUCUGGAACGAUCUGGAUUGGUUGUAGGCAACGCCGCACACAGAGAGCAAAUGAUGGGAUUGGAGAAGCAGCCCAGUUUGUCCUGAAGUCUAGAAUGUGAUUGGCUGCUGGCAGACUGUAGUGUAUGUGGAUGUGGUGUGUGUGAUGUGUGUAGGUUGUAAAUAGCUCUGAGCAUUUACUGUUAAUCCCUCAUUCAGUUGUGGGAAAAACUACAUUUAUUGUGGUAAGAGAGCAAAAAAUUUGCAUUACUUUGUGCUUUAUGGAUUUGUUUCCUGUCAGCCCUGGUAAAUUUUGGUUUUCUUUGGUUCAGAAUCAAACCUACUCCCUCUGUUUUUUCCCUUUUUUCUCUCAGCAUUGGGGUGCAGAAGACAAAAAAAGAAAUCGGGCCGAUUCAAAUGUUCUUAAUUCCCUUUUGUAUCACAUCUAGCUGGCUACGGAUGAUGGAUCGUAGUUUGUCUAUACUUAUGUCAGUGUGGGGGCGUACAGGGCGGGCAGUCCACAAUUUGUGCUGAUGCUUAUGAUUUACUCACUGCGAUGACAGAAGAAGGAAAGAAAGUCACAGUAUUCUAGGGAACUUCUAGGGAAAAUCUUAACUGAAAUGGUUGCACGGCAUGUUCUUCUCUCUCACUCUGUUUCUCAGUCGCACAUUUUGUUUGUUAUUCAUCCUGUCAGUGGGGUGUGCACAGGGUAAGGAAGAGGGGAGCAGUCGGAGACUCGGACCUCCCCAAUGCUGCUGUUUGGGUUGGCACAGCAGCAUGGGCCAGUCAAGGGACAUGAAAGGGAUCUCACAUAACUCUGGCCACCAACACGCUCUGCCUACUUUUUAAACUUUACUUCUCUUUGUUUUUAUAUUUCCUUUUUCCAUUUCUCUCCCUUUUCUCUCUUUUCUGCCUCCUUGCAUCUCUCCUUUCUGUCUUCUCCUCCCUUAAGCACCUAGCUGGUUGCAGGGGGGAAGCGGAGCAUAAGUUAGUCUAAUGAUUACGCCUGAUUAAAUAUAUUCCCCCUGUUGCGCUAUGUUUAUGAAAUUAGUCCCAAUUAUUUUUAAUUGGUGGUCUCUCUUUACUUCCGCUACUGUUAUACAAACACAUAUGCAUACAUAUAUGAGGUGAAAACCGUACGCCCCAGGGUGAACAAAGCAGCCUGUGGUGUUGUUCUCUCUAGUUCACUUCAUCAGAUAAGCUCAAGAUUUGGAGUUCAGGCUUUAAUUAGCAAAAGCUCAUCAGAGUCCUCACUGCCGGGCCAGGCAGGCCUGGUUAGCAGGCUGGGCCACACACAGAGCUUGAUGAGCCCCAGAGUCUCGCACCCAAGAAAUCUGUUCCCAAGUCAACACUGUGGUUGCUUCUCAGCACUGCCUCCAGAUACUAUACCUUUUCUUAUUUCCUGCUAGCUAUGUAAUAUACAUGCCAUUUGACAGGGCUAAAGGGAAAAUGUGUAGAUGAUGAUGAAUCACAUACUUAUAAUACUCAUAAUCAAAUCAGCCCAGCGCUUCUGUCUGUCCGCUUCAGUUUCUCACAACAUUUUCUUGGCGUGUCGUCCAUUGAAUUGAAAGGAUAUGUUGUGUUUCAAAUAACAACGUAUUGAUGACAUAAUGUCUAGCAGGCUGAAAGUGAUUAUACUUGUUAAUGGGGAAAAAGAAGAAAUAUUUUAAAAGUAGACCUUUUCAUGGAUUUUCAUAGAAUUUGUUCGUGGUAUGUUUAAAGUUUCUACAAUCAUGCAACUUUCAUUCAGGGUUAAUCAACUGCUUUCCUGUUCAUAUAAACUAUUUAUUACUUUGAUUUUCUUUUCUUGGAUUUUUUUGGUCUCUAUGUUCAAAACUAGUAAACCUUCUUUUCAAAGCUAUUAAGUAUUUAAUCCUGUUUUUGGUGUUUAACUUGCCGCUGCUAUCUAUGGAUGGAUGGAUGGAUCCACAUUCAGUUGAAUAUUGCUGCAUAUUAUACUUUUUGUUAUUAUUGUACUUAUUAUACUCAAAAAUCCACUAUUUUAAUCACAUUAGAAGACUCAAAAAGUCCUUUGGCAUCCCAGUUUUAAGACUUUUUUCUGAGACUGCAUGAGCUAUAAAUGAUACCUGUGAUCUGAUCACUCGGCAGCAAAUCAUUUUAGUCAGCAGUAGCUGCUGUUUGUUGGGUGGAUUUCACAGAACUGGCCCAGUGUGGAGUUUACACCUCUGUUUGGUUUAUGGAGUGUGUUAGCGCUCGUCUGAGAAUCCCUCUGCUUCUUAUUUAUGACAGGAAAUGCACAUCAUAAAAAGGCUUGUAAGCACUUAUCUCUCUGCUGGGAGUUAGGCUUGAUGAAAAAGGAGACUAUCGAGAUCCCACACAGAUUUGCAAAUACAUACGCACAUGCUUGCUAAACAAAGCAAAGGAAGAAAUACAUACCAGAGGCGCAUAGAGGCUGGCUCCUGAGGGACUCUAAAUGAGCCCGCGGCCCAUGGCCUCUACGCACGCGUCAGUGCAGGCGUGGGUUGCGCUUUGACCCCUGGACAGCGAGCCGGCUGAGGAGGCUGAUCGAAACCUGCAUGCCUCUCUGCACAAACGCAUCUUUGGGUCUGUACUUGUAUACAUAGGGCUUCUGCUUUACAGCCUGCAGAAGAAUUUAAAUAAGGCCUCGGAGGAUGUUUUUGUUUGAGUCUGCGGAGGUCUCUGUGCGAUUUUUCUGCACUUUCAUGGUCAUAGCUCAAAAAGUAUUCAUGAAUAAGUGUAGAAGUGUGGUUCACGAUGCCUGCAUGUGAGUCACCAGUUUUUCACCAGACCCACUUGGUUUUACAGCAUAUCUGCGUUUUAUCUGUUGGUGCGGAAGAACUUGUUUACAUUUAGAAUUCCAGUCAGCAGUGAAAGAUGACCUCUCCUAAUGUACCCGCUUUCCUCCCUAAACUGUCCCCUUUCCUCCCUUCCACAACCAUCCUAAAUAACAUUUUGAAUCAGUGGAGUCUAAGUUUCACCUCAAUCAUGUCACUGAAUGUUCAAGUAACCAAAUAGCCACACCGAGUACUGAUAAAAUAAAAGAAGGUGAUCUUGAUUAUCGAGGUCUAGACUGAAAGACCGCAGCCUUGCACUGCUUUUGCCUCAUUUGACCUCAAACAACAGGAACAGAAUGACAGUGUUUGCAGCAGUGUCCUGUACAAGCAGUGGAAUUAUUCUCAGCAGUCCUGGAAGUGAAACGGUUUCAUUCACUUUUGCUCAGUUCGGAGCUCUCCUGGGUGGAGGACUCAGCCUCGAUACCAGAUGGAAGCUCUCUUGGCGCUGAACUGGCCGGGUUAUUUCCUGUCAGGCCUGGUGUUAAUCAAGCGCUGAGCCAACAGGAACGCCCCCACCACCUCCUCCUUUUCUUUUUUACAGCCCCUCUCCUCUUACACCCCCUCAUCACGCAAAGAGACUUGAAAAUACACUUUUUUCUCUCUCCUCCCCCAUUUUUCCCCUUUAGUUUCUGUUCUUUUGUCUUCCAUGCUAUGCCCCAGCUUUGUUUAGUUUAUGACAUGCUACAAUCGGGGUGUAUUUAGUUGGUCUUCAAUCAUGGUCCAUGUUAUCAAAGUGUCCCUACUGAGAACUGCAGGUCCAGCCAAUAGAUAGAAGGAGAUAGUAAGGAAUGAGUAAAAAGGAGUCUUUCUUUACUUGCCAUCUGGUGUCUGGUCAUUUUCUGUUGUGUCUGUUGGUGUCUUCAGGAGUGUGAUGGACACAGUCACAGAUAGGCUUAUCUCCUGCUCCACCUACUCAGCUGACCUCUCGACUGAGCAGACACAGGCCUUAGAAAUGAGAGGGGGCCUCAGUUUUAGGGAACAUUUGAACUCCGUCUCUCCUUAUAUUCCUGCUGUUUUCCUCAAUUGCUUAAUGGUCUACGUGCCUUGUCUUGUGACACAUCGGCUAAGAUGUGAUUAUUUUUCAUGGAAAUUAUUUAACAGUACAUGCGCUAAGAGCCUAGAUACAUGGUUCUCAUGUGUGGCUCACAUAUCCUAGUUUUGAUUCAAGAUAAAAACAUAAUCCAGUAAGAGAAAAUUCAGUUAAGCUAAAUAUGAAAAACAAAUUAAAUUUGAAAUUUGCAAGACACGUAAUAAUCCAUUAAUGUUUCCUUAUCAUUGGGAUAGAACUGACUGCCCUUAAGGAUCACUCAAAGCAAUUUAGUUUUUCAUAUAGCACAUCUUCCACACACUUAAGCAGGUACCUCACCUACAGCCAAAUUAGAGGCAUGAGUUAACUUAAAUUGUAUACUUUUAAACUAGGAGAAAGCUGUAUUAUCAGAUAAGUGAUUUAGUUCUCAUGACCAGUUCAGACUUGUAGUUAAAAACACAAGAGCCAGCAAGUUGCUAGGAAACCAAGCAAUUGGUGGCACUAACAAAUUCAAGCACCAUUUGAAAUCGAGAGUGUUCAUUUGGACACUUGCUUCAUGUUCACACUUCAUUUCAAUACGUACUUAAUGUUUUAAAACAAAUCCGAAAAUGUGAAGUGUUCCAGUUGUUUGCCUUUGGUAGAUGAGUGUGGGACAGAGUCUGGUAAAGUAAAUGGCAUUGGGGGAAGAUAUCUUAUGUCUUUUAAAUCUUAUUGUCAGUAGAGCGUUAUUCCAUCAUCACAUCUUAUGUCUGCCUCUCCAUCAUUGGAUCUGAUCUUCUCUUAGUUCAGUCGGCUUCUUGGUCCCCUCUUACUGAUUCUUAUUCUGUUUUUCUUGCAGACAUUUAAACAUACACACACACUGGACUUGUGUUAACUUCUCUGUUACCGACAGCUUUUUGGCAUCUGCGCUGUGUCUGUGAGCCCAGCGCUAUCACAUCCGACUCUCUGUCCAGGUAAACGUCUCAUUCUGACUGGCAGAGAUGGAAGGAGGAAUGAACUGGUUCUUUUAGCUUUUUCUGUGUAGUCUCUUCACAAAGCGAGUACCGUUUUAGCAGAGAGCACUACCACUGCCAUUAAUCAUGGUCAUCCACGUCAUGUAGGCGUAUAGACAGCGAUAAGGACCUUCUACAGCCAGUAUUGCUGCAGUAAGGCCAGUAUAAACUCAGCGCCCCCCCAGAAUAAACACAUUAGAACACACACAUAUACACACACACCUUCUUUAUAACUGUCGCACUCUUGAGUUAAAGCCAAGACAGCCCACCUACUCCUAUUUUACACUAUUCCUGUAAUACAGCUCUUUCUCAUCCCUGAUCCAGAACAUACAAACUACUGCUUCCACUUUGAAAGAACUCACUAUUUCUGACUGUGCUUUCAUUUUCCUCUCCAUACAGUAGCAAAAGCAAAUUCUAAGAAAAUCCUCUGAAAGGGGUGUAAUAUUUCCAGGAAGGGAUAUAGAGUAUGGUUUUAAUUUUCUCCUUUUCCUGUUUUCUUCUCCACACCUCCUCCCUCUUUAGACUUUCUCCUUGCAUUGCUGCUGGAAGCGUACACAACGUUUAGUAGCAUCUCUCCAGGGUUUCACAGUUGUAUGCAACCUCUCCUCUCCAAUGAAACACUCAUUCACUUAGCUACACGUGUUGACAAAGUGAUAUUAAUGCAGCAUGUUGGUGUAUUAAACAGACUCAGAAUUACGACUGAAAUAAAGCACAAUCGCAAAAGAAUUCUUUUCAGAUAGUCUUAAAAUGAAAAUAUAUGCGUGUUAAGUGUGUGAAGUACUACUAGACCAGUAUUUGCCACUACUGGCCGGCUCAUUUCUGCCUCAAAACACAAAUACUUCAGUUGUUAUUGCAACAUACAACUGCAAUGAACUGCUAAUUCACUGAAUCUGCAUUUGGAUUCAGCUCUAUGCCCUGGACAAGUUCUUAAAAAUAACUUCUGUGAAAAGGAACCCCAGUCUGUUCACUUUGUUGCAAAUGGUACGUAUUAUGAGAGCAUGAAGAUAAGAAACUUUUUUGGGUGAUGCAACCAAAAACUAACUACCACUUCAGUUAAUCAACAAUCUUACUCAUUAAAGAGUAUGCAGAAACUCCCUGUGUGUGACUAUGAGUGCACCUGGGAUGUCUGCAUUACUCAGAUCAAGUGUGUAAUCUGUUGAGACAAGGUGGUUGAUGCUAACAUGGUUCCAAGCAAGCUCAAUAGACACUUGGAAACCAAACAUUCCCCCUCAAAGAAACCACAAAAGAGGUCAUGAUCUCAACAAGAGGCAGUAAGACUGUUUUUUGGACUGUGUGAAAGUGUCUGAUAAGGCAGCGGAGAUCAGUGCUGCAGUGGAGCUUAUUACAGAGACAAAGAAACCUCAGACGGCCACAAACGAGCUGUUUAAAGUGCCUUUGGCUUACAAUACAAUCAAACAAACGGAUUAUGUGUCAGAUCACAUAGAAGUGGUUUUGUGCACAUAUGCAUAUAAGUGUGCCUUGAAAUUUUGGCUUUUCCUUAGGUGUGCCUUGGGCACAAAAUGUUUGAGAGACUCUGUCAUAGACACACUAAUGUGCAUUUAAUAGCAUUGCAUUGGCAGGUCUCUUUACCCGCGUAGGCACUUGGACGCAUACACAAACUCUCAGGUGGGAGCAGCCAGCCUCUGCUAGGCCUCUGCAUCGCUGCAGUAGUCAAGUGGUUCAACACACACAACACCCACUUCACUCUCUCACUUGAACUUGACUAUGAAGUUGUUACUCUUAGUUAAUCCGUGACAGCUCUAUGUUGCAGCAUGGAAGUACAGAUUAGCUGGGAUUUUUUUGGUUUUUCUCUUUUGAGUGUUUAUGCAGGACUGGUUCAUAUAAAACUGGUGCACUGGGUUGUUUAGGUUUUGCUGACUCACUUUUAUAAGAGGUAUAAUGCAUGUCUUCAGCAGAAGUAAGACUGUCAGCCCUCAGACGCGGGUAAAAAUGCAUGCACGGUAUACGAUUAAAAGUAAAAUGAACCUUAAAAUAAUGGAAAAUGACAGGCAUAUAAAAAGACUACAUAUUUGUGCACUUUUUUGUGAAGAUGAAGCAUUGCAACAUUUCCUUAAAACAAGGGUGGCGUCAACAUAUCAAGGUCAGUAAUAAUAAGUGCUAUGUCUGCUAGCGGUCACUGUAGCGCUCGUCCACCCUAUAAUCCACUUUGAUGUGGACCUAAAACCCAGCAGGAUGUGAUGUUUAUGUAGGAUCCCUGCCUGUAUGGGUAAGUAUACAUGUGAUUCCCUUUGGUUUGUGGGUAUCGUUGUAAGUGCUCAUAUGAUGUCGAGCUCCAGGGACUGAAAAGGGAAGCGAAGCCACGAUUAGGAGGAUCUGACAUUUGCAAGAGAAGCUUCCUGUGAUACGAGGUUUCCUCUGUGUCUUUGGGACUCACCUUCUUAUCUCGCCCCCCCCGUUCUCUAUCUGGCGUUGACUACUCUCUUGAAAUUCAUUCCUUUCUUGCUCACGGUUGCGCAAACAUGUUUCCUGUUAAAGCCUCAUAUUUUAUUUAUAAAUGAAGUUUAAUUUGCAUCAUUUACAAUUUUUUUUUUUAAAAAAAAAACCAUUUUUUUCACUUAAUCUUAGUUAUAUUUAAAUUUGUUUCAGCCAGCCAGUGAUAAUGAGUGCAAAGGAAUAUAGUAUGUGUAACUCACAACAUUGAGAAAUGCUGUUUUUAAAAAAGCAGCACUAACAACAACCUCGAAUACAUAAAUAUGAAUAAAAAAGAAGAUGGGGAGGAUGAUAGGGAGGAAGUUGGACAGUAUACAAGUUGCAUGUUUUCCCAUAAAAACAGAAAAAACUGUAAUUGAUUCAAAUUUGGCCCAGUAUUCUUUAAGGUCAAAUGCACCUCUUCACCAUUUCAAGUGCUCCUGCUAAGUUUGGAUCGCCUUACAAAAGUCUCAUUCUGAUCAUUUGCAGAAUCUCAUUUGAGAUUUCACCAAACUUGCUCACAAAGCAAACAUUAACUUCUGUGUGAAGCUGACCCAACUUUCAUGUCAAGGAUCGUCACUUGUUCCAGACAUGACUCAGAAACAGAACAGCACUUUUCAGUGGUUGGGCCAGCAGUGGAGGCACAAAAGGUGAGGAGCCGGACAAGGAGCAUACAGAGGAUAGUCACCCCAAACGACCUGGGCUGUGGUGAAUGUGGUGUUUAUGGCCACACCAGCAGAUUUGCUGCUAUUUACGUUUCCUGGAUACCAGUUUCGGGUGUCUUCAGCAUCACAUAGUUGCUGCAGAUUUGUAAGCUGCACAUCAAUGAUUCAAGGCUCCUUUCCACCAAACCAAAAGAUGUCCCACUGGACGGAGAUCUGGUGAUUGUGGGGGGCAUAUAAGUACAGUGAACUUAUUGUUAUGUUCAAGAAAUUAGGUUGAGAUCAUUUAAGCUUUGUUAAGCAUCAAAAGAGGGAUAGACUUAGGGAGGGAUAAUGGGGUCGUCAACAAUACUCUGUUAGACUGUGGCAUUGAAACAAUGAUCAAGUUGUACUAUGGAGCCCAAACUCUGCCAAGAAAACAUCCCCACCACCAGCAGCCUAAACCGUUGAAACAAGGCAGACCUAAUUCAGACCCAGUUUUGACCAAAUCUUCUGAAUGUUCAGAUCAGGCAUCAUUUUCCAGUCUUCUAUUUUCCAACCUUGGUCGGUCUGUGUGAAUUAAAGUGUCAGUUUCCUGUUUUUAGCUGACAAGAAUACGACCCGAUGUAAUCUUCUGCUGCUGUAGCCCAUCUGCUUCAAGGUUGACAUGUUGUGCAUGUCAUGUAAUGGUCUUCUGCAUACCUUGGUUGCAAUGAGUGAUAAUGUUGCCUUCCUGUCAACUUAAAGCAGUCUGGCGAUUCUCCUCUGACCUCUGGCAUCAACAAGGCAUUUUCCCCAGCGAGUGGUUGCUUACUGGGUAUUUUUUCUCUGGUAACUCUGUAACAAACGACUUAGUCUCACUUUUAGCUUUUUAUAAAUUCUUCGAAUUAUCGUGAAAAAGUGUUGGCAUCACUUUACAUCAUCCCCACAGCUCUGCUGUCACAACAACAAAGUCUUUGUCCUGUUUCGUGCAUUUGAUAAACUCAGUUACACAACAAAUCGCUGUUCUCUAGGAGAAAUCUUGCUGCAGAAAUGAGAUUCCUGUAAUCCGGUAGCCCAGAAAAUGACUUUCUUUUAUCCAUAAUGUUCAUGUUGCAGAAAGCUGAUUAACGCUUUUCAAUGCUUUAAAAGUCCCCAUUACUUUGAAACUUCUUUUUUUUCCUCAUUUGAACUACAUGCAACAUUUCCAGUGUGUUAUCUGUAUUUUUUACAAGGACAUGUUCCUUGUUUUGGGGUUUUUUGGCUACCUGGCACUGAAAAGUAGAACUGAAAUUGAAGUUUAAAUGCCUAUCAUUCCAAAAUCAACAUGCCAGCUACCCUUGGAAAUCCUCACACCCAUGUAAACAGUUUUAAGUGGCAGAAACCUCCUAUGAGAGAAAUCUGAAAACUAUGUAUUUUCACAAGUUUCCCAUUUUUUUGUUUUUAGGUCCCAUGUUGAACUUCUGAUCCCUCUGUAGCCUCCACCUUCUUCAUCACCACGGGCUUACCCAGAGACUAAACCUAUCCCUCCUACCGUGUGCUACUGUUCCUACAGUUAGAGAAGUAUCAGAAACGUCUUCAUAGAAUAGUUGUCUGUGGGGAGAACACAACUACUUCCUCUGUCAUGCUACAGUGCUCUUGUAGAACUGAGACUUAAAGAUGAAGAGUACCUCCGUCUCUUUGUUCUCUGCAGCUCUAGUUUGUGAGCAAAGCCCAGUGCAGCAGCUCUUCAGUCUCCCAUGUUGAGAAGAAUCCUGUGAGUCACCUAGAUAAUCAUAUGACUAAGUCACACUAAAGUAAAGCAAGUGGCUGACCG
This is a messenger RNA of Haplochromis burtoni (Burton's mouthbrooder), 15286 nucleotides long. It is a transcript of the gene scfd2, whose product is annotated as sec1 family domain containing 2. The record is from RefSeq and is a predicted model, not a curated record. The transcript is spliced from 5 exons. Gene Ontology annotation, biological process: vesicle-mediated transport; intracellular protein transport. Bases 146 to 1780 code for a protein of 544 amino acids. NCBI's taxonomy places the organism in Eukaryota, Metazoa, Chordata, Actinopteri, Cichliformes, Cichlidae.